GAACAGAGGCUGUGAUGGAUCAGCGCGCGGCUCCUGCUCUGCACUUUUCCUUCUAGUUCCCUGUGCACUCUUCCUCUUUUUUUCGCACUCUUCCUACUUUCUGCUCACUCUUCUUCUUUCUGCUCACUCUUCCUCUUCGUGCGCACUCUUCCUCUUUGUGCGCACUCUUGCUCAUGGCGCAGUGGAGGCUGGUGCGCUGCGGUGUGCUGGUGGGGCUGGUGGGGCUGCUGUGCGUCCUGGCGCUGGUGUUUCUGUGCGUCUGGCUCUUGGACACCAGAUCCAGGAGCUGCGCCGGGGACAGUUACGCGCGCGCGGCCGUGUCCGCGGACUCGCGCCUGUGCUCUGAGGUCGGCAGGAACAUUCUGCAGGAGGGAGGGUCGGCAGUAGAUGGCGCCAUUGCAGCUCUUCUGUGCACCUCUGUGGUCAACCCUCAGAGCAUGGGGAUAGGAGGAGGUUCUAUAGUGACCAUCAGAGACACGUCUGGGAAAGUCAAAGUGUACAACUUCAGAGAGACUGUCCCACAGUCGUAUAAAAGAAACCUGCUGGAGGACUGUCCCAAAACAUUCAGCUUGUCCUCAGGCAGUCAGUGGGUCGGUGUGCCUGGAGAGCUCAGGGGCUAUGAGCUGCUCCACAGACUCUACGGGACACUGCCCUGGCAGAAGCUGUUUGAGCCCACAGUGAAACUGGCCCGGGAGGGCAUCCCCCUGCCCGAGUACCUGGCACGCUUCCUCAGUUUGUCCCUGGUUCGACACAGAGUGGAGAGUACAUCUCUGUGUGACAUUUUCUGCAACAGAAACAGGACAGUUUUAAGAAAAGGAGACACUCUUAAAAACCCUAAACUUGCUGAAACCAUGGAAACGGUCGGGAAGUUGGGGGCGGAGGCUUUUUACAGCGGCGAGGUUGGAAACGCUCUGAUCGACGAUGUAAAGGCCACAGGUGGAACGCUGACCCUGGACGACCUGAAAAGGUUCACCGUCCGAGUGGACGAUGCUCUCCCGGUUCAUUUGGAGGAUAAUGUGGUCCUGCACAUACCUCCACCUCCAGCAGGGGGCGCUCUGCUCGCCUUUAUUCUCCAGAUCAUGAAAGAAUUCGCUCUGAGCCCCAGGUCUCUGGAUAAAGACCAAAAGGUUCAGAUGUACCAUCGUUAUGUAGAAGCUGUUAAAUUUGCCAACGGGCAGAAAAGGAACAUCUGUGACCCACAGUUUAAUAAGAAGAGCGCCGCUCACCUGACUGACCCCUUGUUCAUCGCUCACAUCAGAGCUCUCAUCUCAAACCAGACUCACGACGACUCCGUCUACUCCAGCGUCACCCCCCCCCAGGACCACUUUGGAACGACCCACGUCUCUGUGCUGGACAAGGACGGUCUGGCAGUGUCCGCCACCAGCACCAUCAACCAGCUGUUUGGGGGAGCUGUUUAUUCUCCACAGACUGGCAUCAUCCUCAACAAUGAACUGGCUGAUUUUUGUGGCAGAGCCGACGCAGUGCAGCCAGGUGAACAGCCGCCGUCUUCUAUGACUCCCGUCGUCCUGGAGGACACGUCUGGACGGCUGCUCGUGAUUGGAGGAUCAGGAGGAAGUCUGAUCACCUCUGCAGUGGCCUUGUCUAUAAUGAACCGUCUGUGGCUGAAGAUGAGUCUGAAGGACGCCAUCGCCGCUCCUAUCAUCUUUGUGGAUUCAAAGAACAACGUGAACUUCGAGCCUGGGUUUGACGAGUCUGUUGUCAAAGGUCUGCGAGCUCUCGGACACAGAGUGGGAAACUGGCCCUACUAUCUGAACGUGGUGAACGCCGUGGAGAGAGAGAGCGGCUGCAUCUCUGCCUUUUCAGAUAGAAGGAAGAUGGGAGAGACCGCGGGAUACUGAGGGAAAACAGAAGGAAGAUAAGAGCGAACGUGGGAUACUGAGGGACGACUGAUUUCAUUUGGUCAAAGAAGUGCCUUAAUGUAAAACAACAAAAAACAACUUGACAUUUGACCUGAGCGUGUGUCUCCAUAACUCCAUCAGCACUUCACAAUAAUAAUUCUUGUUUUGUUUUUUGUUUUUUUUAUGAAUGAAAAUGGUGAACAGGAGGCCACGCCCUGAUCCGAUGAUACUGUGACGUCAAAUUUCAGUGGCUGUUUUCCUCUUCUUAUGUUUUCCUUGUUUUGUGUUUUCUCUUCUUCUUGUGUUUUUCUUAUGUUUUCUCUCUUCUUUUGUCUUGGAGCUUCUUCUAAUCUGGCCUUGUUGUUUUUAUACUUUUGACAGUCUUGAAGAACAGAAAUAGGCAUUUGUUUUUUCAUAAAUGUCGUUUACAGUAAACGUGCUUGUGUUAGUCUACAGAUACUUUCUGUUGAAUGUAUAUUUUUUUUAUAUUUCUAUGAACUAUAGACACUGAGCCAGUUUGGAUGAGCCUGUUCUGUUGGUUGGCAGCUUCACUACGACCACAAACGCACAUGUGCAUUUAUAAUAUGCAUUUAUACUGUUUUAUUCACUAUAUUUUUGUAACUUUUGUCUUGUUUUUUCACUAAAGAACGUUGUCUUUUUA
Messenger RNA from Periophthalmus magnuspinnatus, 2520 nucleotides. It is a transcript of the gene ggt5b, whose product is annotated as gamma-glutamyltransferase 5b. The record is from RefSeq and is a predicted model, not a curated record. The transcript is spliced from 12 exons. Gene Ontology annotation, cellular component: plasma membrane. Gene Ontology annotation, molecular function: leukotriene-C(4) hydrolase activity; glutathione gamma-glutamate hydrolase. The coding region runs from base 174 to 1859 and encodes 561 amino acids. Gene Ontology annotation, biological process: leukotriene D4 biosynthetic process; glutathione catabolic process; inflammatory response. Lineage: Eukaryota; Metazoa; Chordata; Actinopteri; Gobiiformes; Gobiidae.